Chiloscyllium plagiosum (whitespotted bambooshark) is the source of this 708-nucleotide messenger RNA. The record is from RefSeq and is a predicted model, not a curated record. Lineage: Eukaryota; Metazoa; Chordata; Chondrichthyes; Orectolobiformes; Hemiscylliidae.
CAUUUUUGGGGCCCUGUUGCUAACUGGGGGCUGCCCAUCGCUGCUUUCAAUGAUAUGAAGAAAACUCCAGAGAUUAUUAGUGGCAGGAUGACAUUUGCAUUGUGUUGCUACUCUCUGCUGUUCAUGCGGUUUGCAUACAAGGUCCAGCCCAGGAAUUGGCUCUUGUUUGCCUGUCACUUCACGAAUGAAAGUGCACAGAUCAUUCAGGGAUGUCGGCUGAUCAAGCACAAUGCUCAGAAGCGGAUGCACCGUUCUGAGUAAUAUCAGUCUACACCUCCUGAAGCACUCCUUCAUUACUUCCAUGUGUCACCAACGAUGGGUUUUUUACGCACAAGUUUCCACAUAAAAGGCUUUGGACCCUGGAUGACUAAUCUUUCAAACAUAUUUAAUCCCAACUGUGUUUUGUGAUGUAAUUAAUUGUAACAAAUUUGUUUUAUUAUCUCCUAAAAUUGCCUUAAAUUAAAAUGAGAAAUUAUUAUUAUACAUGCCUUUUUAAUAUGCAUUAUAUAUUCCACCCCUCCCACUCCUCAUUCGAAAUGAACACCGACUGGUACUAUUUAUCAGUGUGUAGUAAAGUUAGAAAGAAAUAAUAUAUGAUCAUGGAUAUUUCCUUGUGUUGCAAUCAAUAUUUUGUUGGUAGAUCAAUGGUUUUUUUAAGUAAUGUCUCAUGGCAAGCUGUCAAUUAAAAGGCAUCCAAUUCAUAAGCAA